Molecule: messenger RNA, 1358 nt
Organism: Botrytis cinerea B05.10
Lineage: Eukaryota; Fungi; Ascomycota; Leotiomycetes; Helotiales; Sclerotiniaceae
Exons: 2
Coding region: 147-791 (214 amino acids)
Source: RefSeq, a predicted model, not a curated record
GAUUCAGGCUUGAAGUUUAAGCUAGCUUCCCCAGAAAUCAUUGAAGCUCAUCAAUACAUCAUCAAGCUCUCAUACACUUAUUCAUUUUCACCAAUAACGUUGCCACCAAUCUUUUUUUCCCUUAAGCAAUCUGAAAUACUCGAAAGAUGGGAGCUUCGCAAUCAAAAAGUCUAGCAAAAGCUUCUAAAGCAGCCUCUUUGUCGGCUUCAAACACUGCACGCAAAUACCCAACUCGAACCCCGCCGCCUUCAUCUCCCCGCACAAAUGCAGAACCAAUUCAACCAACUCCUUCCGCAAAAUUGGGGCCGGCUGUUCAUCCAGAGGCAAGCUCCUCAUCUGAAAAGAACCAAUCAAUAAGUUUCGAUGCAUCCGAUCCAGAUAUUGGUCUUAAUUCUCGUCUUCGUGAACUCGGUCCUGUUACACCUUCGCCCACUCUCUCCAAUUCAUCUACAUUCAACCGAACCUCAGCACAAGAUCCUGUCACAUCCGGCAGCAAUUUUAUCCCCUCUGCUUCCACACCUUCGCAAUCGAUAUUUCCGACCGCAAGUAAUCCUGCGGUUUCCCUUCUGACAGCGAGAUAUAGAAUAGCAGAAGAAGCAGAGAGGGACUUCGAGAAAAUCGGCAGGAAGGGAUUUCAGGGAAGGAAAUACCUGGACGUUGCGACUAUUCGAACAGUACUGGCUUACAGGUCUGAGGGCAUGCCCGAUUCCGAAAUUGAGAAGAGAUUAGAACUUAGGAGUGGUAUUGUAAAAAGUUUGGGGGGAAAUGUGGUGAGUGUGGCAGGUAUAUAACCCGAGGGAAUGAGGAAAUCGAAUCCUCAUAUCCAACUUCGAAAACAAGCCUACAGUGGCGAUAUAAUUCCAGCCACAGCAUAGGUAUUACAACUUGUCUUCGACUGUUCUACUAUAUCCUUCAAACAGAUGCGAAGGUAAUGGCCGGGUUGAGAGUGUACAGUAUAAUGAAUUAUGAAGGGACUGGUGAAAAGGAAUGGGCGACAUUCUAGCAGGUGUAUUGGCCACUGUAGACAGAGAUGUGUAUUAUAUGUCACCAAAGAAGAUUGCUUCUCAAGGGAAGGGAAGGCUUUGUAAAGGAACCGAGAAUCACUACCAGAAGAAAGCUUUGAACUGUGUGCUAUGUGUUUUAAUCUCCUUGGAGAAGCUGUUACUACCAGUACUUGGGCGAAUCAUAAUCAUCACAUAGGAUACGGGCUUGACAUGUCUUCAUAUGGAAUAGACGCUCCAUACGCCUCUUGAGUUUUGUAGCCUCUUGCUCUUUACAAGGCUCAAAGUAACUGUUUGUGAAUCGCAAGUAGUCAAGGGUUACAAUACAAGCAAUACAAUAUCUAGAUUUCACUCCCA